Molecule: messenger RNA, 1741 nt
Organism: Cervus elaphus (red deer)
Lineage: Eukaryota; Metazoa; Chordata; Mammalia; Artiodactyla; Cervidae
Product: protein FAM114A2-like
Source: RefSeq, a predicted model, not a curated record
AUGCUGUGGGGCAAUAAAGCAUUAACGCCAAAACUGCUGAGCCUGCGCACCCUAGAGCUCACGCUCUGCAACAAGAAAAGCUGCGGCAGUGAGCAGCUUCUUGGAGAAGGAGAGACAAAUGCCAAAGAGAAUGGAAACUCCUCUCCAAUGAGUGGGCCGUUUGGGGUGUUCUCGACCAUCUCUACUGCUGUUCAGAGCACAGGAAAGAGUGUUAUCAGUGGGGGUUUGGAUGCCUUAGAAUUCAUUGGAAAAAAGACAAUGGAUGUAAUAGCAGAAGGGGAUCCUGGAUUUAAAAGAACCAAGGGUCUGAUGAACCGGACUUCCACACUGUCUCAGGUUUUACGAGAGGCAAAGGAGAAAGAAGAACUAUGGACUUCCAAUGAGGUUACCAUGGAAACAGACAAGAAAACUCAUUAUGGGCUACUCUUUGAUGAAUUUCAAGGCCUUUCACAUCUAGAAGCUCUGGAGAUGCUCUCUCGAGAAAGUGAAAUAAAGGUGAAAUCUAUUCUUAAUUCUCUAAGUGGAGAAGAAUUAGAGACUCUAAAACUUGAAUUGGAGCAACUCAAAGAAGCAUUUUCCCUAGCAGAGUUCUGUGAAGAAGAGGAGGAAGAGAAGAAAGGGGAUGAAGACUUUACCAAAGAGAUAACAGAGCUAUUUUCCCAGCUGCAUGUCUCCUCCAAACCAGAGAAACUUGCCAGGGCAAGAAAUACAGCCUAUGAGUGGAUCAGGACAUCUCUGGCCAAACCGUUGGAAGAGAAGGAAGAAGGAGAAAGACAGUUGGAAGCAGAAAGCACUGAGCAGAUCAAUAACAAUUCAAUAGAGGAUAUCCAUGCAUUUGCAAUCCGGAGCCUAGCAGAACUGACUGCCUGCUCAAUUGAACUUUUUCACAAAACAGCGGCUCUGGUUCUACAUGGCCGGAAACAGGAAGUAACAACCAUAGAAAGGAGCAGAGCCCUUUGCCAGCUAACAGUUUUGUUGUGUAAAGAAUUGUCCUGUCUGUCUAAAGAGUUCACCACCUGCCUAACAACUGCUGGGGUUAAGGAAAAGGCUGACGUCCUUAAUCCAUUAAUCACUGCAGUAUUUCUAGAGGCAUCAAACAGUGCUUCCUACAUUCAGGAUGCCUUUCAGCUACUUUUACCUGUAUUGGAGAUCUCAUUUAUUGAGAACAAGACUGAAUACCAGAGGCAUGAGCUUCAUGUCCAGAGGCCUUUGUCCGAACAUUGAGGAACAGAGAAGAUUAUACCUGAGACUUGUGAUGGUUGAGAAAUGCCACUCACUUCUGGAUAGCCCUGCAGAAGUGAGGGAGAAAGGUUAUUUUAGUAUAUAAAAAUCCUGGCAGGAGAGCAGAUAUGAAGGAAGUUUGUUGUCUUCACUGCUUGACUGAAGUAUUCAGGUCCUCACACUGCUCUUCCCAGUUGUUAUAAUUAAUAAAUUAUUUGAAAAGAAACUUUUAUAGACAGUUCAAAAAUAAUAGCUCUAGGUGAAAGUUAAUGGGAUACUCAGGCAAAGAUAUUGAUCUUUCUUUGACAAUAUGUGAAACUCUAAAAUUUUUGUCAUGGAUGUCGUUUUAUAGUCCAUGGAUAUAAUUGGUUGUUAAGCAAGAGGAAAAGAAAUUAAAAAAAAAAAAAGAGGAAAAGGAAUUCAGUAUUUUGGAAUUCAUGUGCUUGAUCUGUUAAUGCCAUUUUCUUUCUCCUUUCUAUAAUAAAAUCUGUGGCUUUUAAGAAAACUGAGUAUGUAUAAA